Aphanomyces astaci is the source of this 720-nucleotide messenger RNA. RefSeq lists its product as hypothetical. Lineage: Eukaryota; Oomycota; Saprolegniomycetes; Saprolegniales; Verrucalvaceae. The record is from RefSeq and is a predicted model, not a curated record. Bases 1 to 720 code for a protein of 239 amino acids. Gene Ontology annotation, molecular function: protein binding. The transcript has 2 exons.
AUGGCCAAACGGAAGCGCAACAAGGCGGCGGCGGCGGCAGCAUCCAGCGACCCACCAGCACCGACAGAGAAGAAGGCGAAGAAAGUGUCCAAGAAGACAGCGCCAACUCCCGCUAAGCAGAAGGACGGCGAUGACGAUGACGACGACGGAGAUGACGACAAGGACGACAUUGAGAUGGACCUCGACGAGCUCGUGGCAGCAGGUGGCGCCUUAUCGCAACUCGGAGCCCACGACGCGGCCGCGGAAAUACUGGCUCAGGCGCUAGCCCUUUCCCCAGGGAACGUGGACAUUAUGAGCUCCCUCGCCAGCGCGUACGAGGCCUCUGCCCAGAAGGACGAGGCCCUGGUCCUCCUCCGCCAAAUUACCCAAGUGGCGCCGACCCACGCCUCGUCAUGGUUCCAACUCAGUGCGCUCCUGGUGGAAUCGAACGACGUCGACGGCGCCGUGGACGCCCUGAAGCGCGUGAUUGAGCUCGAGGACACCCCUGCCGCGUACGCAGCGUUAGCGUCAUGCUACGGGGAGCAGGGCAACAUCGAUGCCGCCGUGAGCUUAUUCGAAGACGGAGUCCUGAAACAUCCGACUUCGGGAAAGUUCCACUUCAACCUCGCGACGAUGCUGGCGGCGCGAGGAAGGAAGAAGGACCGCAAGCGGGCCGUGGAAAUGUACGGCAAGGCGGCGGCCUUGGACCCCGAGACCCGCGCCGAAACAAAGAAACUCUAG